Epinephelus lanceolatus (giant grouper) is the source of this 6582-nucleotide messenger RNA. RefSeq lists its product as uncharacterized. The record is from RefSeq and is a predicted model, not a curated record. NCBI's taxonomy places the organism in Eukaryota, Metazoa, Chordata, Actinopteri, Perciformes, Serranidae.
UCACCUGUCAGACAGGAGGUGUUGAACUUUCACCUCCACGGUGACAUUCAUGGUAACUGCCUGUUCUCAGGUCAGUAGCCGCGAAUUCCCCCUGACAUUUUUAAGAUGCACUGUCUUGUCAGCAUGAAUAAUGAAGGCUUACUGAACCGGUUAAAAUAGGAUGUCAACAAGUGACGCAGGAGAGUUGGAGCUCAUCGUUGUAGGAGGAGAGACAGCUACGCCUCUGUGCAGGACUGCACGAGCUACACGGACUACAACCGCAAGAGACCAACAGGAUGAAACAUUCAGUGAAAGGUUCAAGCGGGAGAAACAUCAAGAUGAUGACACCCCAACUGGACAGCAGUGUCACCCAUUGGCCAUCAGACGGGAAGAAACGCACAAAGCACUAAUAUUAAGAGCGGAGAGACUAACAAAGGAAGCUGCUGCUCACUGUGGUGAAUCAAAGGUCCAGACCCAGAAGUACACUGGACCCAGAUUCACCUCCUCCCUCCUCUUAAGACUCUCCAGAAAUCCAGAGCGAAGCCUCAAGAAGAGUUCAGACCCCUGUCUGCACAGUUCAACUGAAACACAGAGGGCUGAGGCUGAGAAGAGCAGCAGUCAGGUUGAUGGACAAACGUCACCAGAUACCUCUAUAAAAGCAGCCAGUGACUCUCCACUGUCUGAAACAACACAGUUUCCAGCCAAGGAGAAAGAAAAGGUUAUUACAGAUGUUUGCAAUGAACUGGGGUCCACCACAGACUUGAGUGUAACUCCAAGUUUCUCAAAUGGGAAGUUUGGACCACAUGAGUGUAAUGGCUUGCACAUGCUUCCAUGUGGACCCCAACCAAGGACUGACACCAGAUCAGUUGAGUUAGAAGAUAUAAGAGACCAUAGAAAGCAUAUUGAUCUUGUGGAAAUAUCCAGCCCGACUAGAACCAUGUUGUCUUCCACUGUGGUAACAGUUCUUGCCCCACACUGGAGUACCCGACUACGACGGACCAAAAGACCUGAGGGAACAGGCGAUUCGGAAGCCCAGGGCAGUUUACAAGAUGUGACAAACACUGCAGCAAACCGUGCACGUGAACCCUUUCAGGAGACUGUGGGCAGGUCAGUAACAGAUGGAUCGCAAGCACCCUUAAGGGUGCCAUUCCUGGGUACCAGGAGGAAUACAGUGGGCUGGUCAACAAAGAGUGGCCCUGCAAGCUUGAACUAUGAAUCUAAGAGGAAAAUGAUUCAGACGAUUUCUUUGGAUGUAAACUCUGGAAGGGUGGACAAUAGAAAAAUGGAUACAGAUACUUUCAGUUAUGUACCCACAACUCAGUCUCCUACGUCACCCCUCCCCCUUGACCCAAAUGAACAAAGGAUGAAUCCACAAACAGGUCAUCAGGGAGGAAUCUCACAUUUAAGUUCAAAACCAACAACCAGCAGUCUGCUUCUGUCCUUAAGAAGAGUCCAUUCAAAUGGCAGGAACUCCAAUGCAGGCUCCAGCCUCUCUGAGACAAAUCCUUCGCUUCUGAGCAGUUUGCCAAGUGAUCAAGAUGGAAAAUUAUUCACAACACACCUUUCUCAAACCUUUCUCAAUAACAAUGGAAUAGAGAGGUCAAAGCCCCUUCUCUCUCCAUCGUCCAUUUUUUAUAGGACAACUCAAAGUGGGCCUAUCCUUUCCCCAUCAUCGCCCAACCAAAGAGAAAGGAACACAUUUGAAACCCGUUUCUUUUCAACAUCACCCAAAGACAUGGAAGACACACCCUUUUCCCAACAGCGUCAAACAAUGAAUCGGACCCAGUCCAGUCUUUCAAGUUCCAAACAGGCAUUUCUAAGUAAAGGACCAUCAGAGGGACAAGAGAACUGCAGGAGUUCAGUAUUCUUUGAGAGCAAUGCCUCUUCACCCAGACACUCCCCAUAUGACCGAUCUGCCCUCCCUAGAAGGACCACCCUCACAUCCACUUCAUGGUGGAAACAGUCUAACCUGGAAGAUAGUUCCCCUCUAGCCCUCAGUGAUACAAAAGACAUCAAAGAAAAAGCAAACACACCCUUAGUUCCACCCAGCAAUAAUAAUAGGGAUCUGGCCUCUCCGACUGACAACAGCAGAUUUAGUAGUCAAAUCCCCAAUAACAGAGACAACAAUAACACAACAGAGUCAGUUUGCAAAGGUAACAUGAACCUCAUUAUGAAGAUACAGGGAGGAACUGACCACAAAUCAGAACGGGUUGUCAGAGAGCAAUAUGGCUCUAAUUUAAAUAACAGAGAACCACAAAAGCCACACAGUUUGCCCGGUGUUUUGUCUAGUUCUAAAAUUAGCAGAGCUACAGAGCAAGCAACACUGAGUCACCCGAAAGAUCUAAGCAGGGAUGAUGUAAAUAAUAGUUCAUUUACAGCAAAUGUAACUGAAUUACCACCUACUUUGCUAAAUCCCAAGAGCUCAAAUACACCCACUGAGAGCAGCAGCAGAUACAACAAUAAUCACUGUACAUCCAAAACUAACAGCACCCCCGCAUCUUCACACAACAAGGACUCUCAAAAGUUUACCAAACCACCUCUUUCUCUUGCUACCACCAACACUCUGAGUAGUCAAGCUCUUUCCUCCAAAACUACCUCUGCUCUCCCCCUAACCCCAAACACUAAAACAAGUUCCUCCUUCCAGUCUCAUCCAGUUGCUUCACAGACCAGUAUUCAUGCGUCAUCAUACACUGGCUCUUCUUCCCAAACAACCAAAUUCAAGACAGCCAGUGCCACACCUCUUGGCUUUGAAAGAAGCUAUGCCUCAGUUCUCAGGCCUGUGCACUCUAAAACUGCGUCCAGCCUGAUUUCCACAGUUAAUGCCUCCUCUCGAACAAACAACAGUCCCAUAUCCACUCCUUCCACCAGCUCUGCUUUUACCACUGGCAGCCAUCCUACAGGCACAACUGCCCCCAGCCCAUCUCUCCUUACUCCUCCUGUCACUUCUGCUGUUGCAUCUUUUCCCACCACUAUCACCACUACUUCUCUCUUAACCCCUCCUGCCACCCCUAUCAUCACCAGCCCCAACUACUCAGACACUUCGAGUCCUAAAGAGGGAAGGACUUUCUCAAGCAGCCCAGAAAGCGACCCAAAGAAACGGCGCCCCCAUGUAGAGGGAAAGAGAGUGAGACGAGUAACAUGGGAGGACUCAGUGGAUUUGAAGGAUUCUGAGCCCACAGUGGAGAAGCCAGAGCCAUCUCAAGUCUCAGCGAGCCCUCUGUCUCUCUCCAGGUCGCCGCAAAGUGUCAAAGUUCCAUCCAUCAUUUCCGUUCUGAGAUCAAGCAGUCAAACCACAGACACAUCUCCUCUUUGCUCCGCUAGCCCCAACAGCUCCAGCAUACAGGUGGGGAAAGGGGGGAAGUAUCGAUCCUUAUCAUCCGACUCUGCUGAUUUAGUGUCCAGAGAGCAGGAGAGGUCUAAGCAAAGACAUAGUGACCCUAUGACGUUUGACCAGGGAAGACGGGACUUAAGCACACCCAGACAGGAGAGGACACUAUCAGUUGAGUCUGGCACAGUUCAGUGCCGUUCUUCUGCCCCUCUCUCCCUCCCUCCUGACUUUUCAAGUGGUUAUAAGCUUCGAUAUAGCUCCCCACCUUACUCCACUCUAAUGUCUACCAGGUCAACACAGGGAGAAACCAAGACAAUAUUACCCAGAUCACCGCUCUUCCAACAGUCCCAGUACACCCCACAUCUGUCCAUGCGUACUGACCCAGUUGCCGCCAUGGCCAUGCCCAUGCCCACAUCCAAACCCCCUCUGUUACCUGUCAGCCUACCCCAGCCCCUGUCUUUGCCUUUCCAAAACAAAACUUCCACCCAAGGAAGUACAAAGUGUGGGGUUUCAGAAGCUGAUCAGGUCAACAAUAAUCAGAGCAAGAACGGCAUCCAAGAUUGCCAGAAUGGUCAAAUAUUACUUGUUGACAACAGACUUCACAAGGCACAAAGCCCCUCCUCAACAUGUGUAACUGAGACACUGGUUUACAGUAUUAAAUCUAAAGUAGAUACAGCUACAGCGGCCCCGAAGAACACCACACCUAAACCUUUGCAACAUACUGCAAACACACCCGUUUCUGUGGAGACCAAGUUAAGUCAACACAAGUCACACAGAGGGCAGUGUAAGGAAGCUACAAGAGAACCAUGUUGUCAUUCAGAUCAGAGCUCCAGUGGUAGCAGCUCAACAGGGAGUCAGCCCCCUGGUGAAAACUCUAAGAGAAGAUUGAAGGAGAGUGUACUGGGUAAAAGCAGAUUUUUUUCAGUGGAGAGCAAUAGUGAACAAAGCCCAAAGAGAAGCCGGUUUGCACUUAAGAAAAGCGUCAGCACACCAAGCUCCAGUUUGUCAAGGUCAGAGUCAGACAGGGCCAGCAAGACUAAUAACAAAAUGGACCAAGUUCUUAACAGACUGAAACAAACAUUCAGCACCAGACGGUCUGAGGAUGAUGUAUCGUUUCCAUGGAAAUGGAAGCGAGCCUCCCAAACACCUUCUGUUAGUGGAUCAAGCGAUGUCAGUGAUAUCACUGUUGAGAGUACAAAAAAGCUGGAGAAGCAAGAGCAGGACAAAGGAAUGGUGCUGAAGGACGAUGAAAAGAGAACAGAGGAUACGAAUAGGUGGACACAAAACAGAUACACUCUCAUACCACUCCCAGCUACAGGGGGCACAAUAGCAGGAGAAAAGCUUCCCAUUUGGUCAGACGAAUCAACUCUAGAAACUGACCAAGAAGAACAAAAUGUUUGUGCGAAACACAUGGAAAGUCAAAACCAGCCUCAUUUGACAAUCCACAGCCCAACAAUGCAGAAUUUUGAAUUUUACAAAGAUGAGACAGAUUAUAAACCAACAAACCACUUCCUCUCUUGUAGAGAUCCCAGCCCUAGUAGGAGCCAUAACCCCUCAGCUGCUUAUCCUAAUCAGUUUAGGAAGUCCACAUCCAGCCCCAGGAGCCCCUUCUCCCCCUUCUCCUCUCUGUCCCCUGUCUCACCAUUUACCUCGCCGGAUGCUACAGAUGACAGUGUCUUCUACAGCCCAAAGCUACAGCGUCGCAGAGAGUCCCCCUUACCGUGUGAGCCGGUAGAGGGAAUCAGCCUGGGUGGUUCAAGAAGAAGCCGGGCAUCCACUGGCCCUCCAAGUGCAGGUCCAGGACAGGACAAUGAAAGUUUGGCGUCCUCCUAUGCAGACUUAAAGUAUGGCAUUGAGCCUGGGAGGUCGUUUUCUGUGAGUUCGGUACUAUCCAGUCGACCCUCAGGGCCUGGUCGCAUCUCCACUGGAUCCAGGUUCAUGAGUGUGGGUGACCUCUCUGAAUCUGCCUUGAUUUGUGGAGGCACUGACGAGGACUUGGAUCAGUGGUCUGUCAAUCCUGAUUGGACCACGGAAUAUGAUUGCCAGCCCAGUAAGGACAGUAAAAUGUUAUAUUUUCCCAGUGACCCUGGUAAAAUGAGAUCAAGAUCUCUUCCUCGAUCACUGACCAGGCGCUUGGCAAACUGGAGCUCAGAAGUCUCCACUUCUCCAACUGUAACUACCACAACCUCAAAACCAGCCCGCCUUUGGAGCCCUAACAUGAACAUUUGUCACUUUGCAUGGGAUACAGAGGGUCCUCCGACGCCCCCUCCAACACCUCCCCUAUCACCAGUGUCUAGACGCAUGUCCAAACCUCCCAGCCCUUCCUCACCUAACUUUCCCAGCUCAUCAGGUGCACCACAGCAAGUGGACAGCCAAUCCUCCAGAGGGCAUCUGCCCUCCAGAGGUUAUGUAUCCAGCCUUAGCACCUUUGACGAGUCUUCAGACAGCGGCUCAGACACGACGACAGAUGAUGAAUAUUACUUAGAAACAAAUGAGAACGAAGAUAAAGAGACAGAACUGUGAAAGCAGUCGCUUUAAAUCUUUCCUUCUGUCAAGUCUCUGUGAUUGUCGACUUCAUUAUCAGAGAAGAAAGAUGGGCUUAAAUCUAUUAUGUAAAGUUACCUUUGCUUGUCUCCUUUUUUUUUUUUUUGUUCUCUGCUCUUUCAUUGUCACAAAGGAGACAUUAGGUCGAUACAGUCAGUUUUUUGCCUGCAUGAUUUGCUUGGUCGCUGUCAUGUCAAAAAGACAUUAAAUGAGUAACUUAAAUAUAUCAGCUGAGGUUUAAAGAUUAUAAUGUAUUUAUGUACAGUAUAUGACUGCAGAUCUACAAUCUGCAUUGUUUAACAUUUAUAGUUGGACAGUUGCAUGGCAUCAGUGCGGGAUGUACAUCUGUGUAGUUGUUUUAAUGAUCAAACUACUGUUAAAGUUAGAAUUAUGGCAUAAGGCUAAUCUAAAGGUUUGCAUUUCAUCCUGCUACUUAACAUUAAGUGCUGAGGUAAUGUUGAUAAAUGUGCUCUCAUCAUCGGUUUUCUUCUAUGUUUGAAGGUUGAAAUGAAUUGUGGUAAAUGUUAUAAGCAUAAAGCAGAUUUAUUUUCUUAAUGUUGCUUUAAAGAUGUUAAACAGUUUUGUUGAAAAAUGAGAUGACACUGAAUCAUACUGUAUGUUAUACUUAACAAUUGAUGUCAAACAUUAUAAAGUGCUUUAUACAGUGCUUGCUCUUAUUUGCACAGUGGUAAUCUAAAGUUUAAUAUAUCUAUUUUAUAAAUAAAUGCAUU